UUUUUUUUAGAAAAUCCUGAAAAUGGUGGUUUGGUUGAAAGGAUGUAAUAAUAAAAAGGAGGAUGGUAUAGCAAUAGCUUCCACUUCUAGUGACACAAAAAGCGAAAAAAUGGUGGCAACUAACAUCAACACUGCUGCUAGAAAGGCAAUUCUUGAGGAACGUAAAAAGCAGAUUGAGGAAAAAUUGGUCAAAUUCAAUCACGACCUGAAACAAUUAUGUAUUCAAGAGGCCGAAUUAACUGGAAUUACUCCAUCAGAGAUGCCUUUAGAAUACGGCGAAAAUCCUCCUACUAUAAGAAGAAAAGUGAUGACUGCUUACCAAUUAAACGAGAACUUAUUGAAUAGUAAUAAAGACCAGUUGAUAGCACAUUUAGAAUUGGAACUUCAGCUACAUAAAAAUUUGCGAGAUGCUGCCCUGGGACUAUCUGAGGAUAGAAACAUGAGAAAGACUGUAAAAAGACACCAUCGUGCCGAGUAUGCAAAACAUAAACAUAUAGUGAAAACACUUGAAGACAAAUUAAUUGUGCUGAAAGACAAAGCAGCUGCUGAACAAAUUAUGUUGCAAAACAAAAAAUCAAAAAUGGAGCAACAAGAUGACAAUAUAUCAAUAAUGACAAAUGAAACUUAUUUAAAACAAGAAACCAAGAAUAGUCAGACAUCAAGCAAGCAUAGUUUAAAUAUGCUCAGCCCAGCGGACACUUAUCCAGAACCUAGAUAUCCAUCUGCUAAUAGUUCAAGGCAAAUGCAUUACAACAGAAAUUCAGAAAAUCUUCAUUUUCUUUAUCCAAAGGCUGAAGAGGAAUUAACUUCUGGAUUUUAUCGCUUGAGUGUGAAUGCUUGCAAUGAUUAUAUUGACAGGCAGGACUCAAUGCCACAUUACAACUAUCAACCGCAAAAUUUGCUUUACAAUAAUGCUCAUGCCUCUUAUAAUCAGCAAUUGCUUAUGCAUCAGAUGACGUAUCCUCAGCAACAUAGCCCAUCAUCAGGAAGUCCUCAAAUGGCUCAACAUACUGCCCAUGUAUUGCAACCUGGACAAUACGUAUCCUACCAAAUACCAAAUUAUUCCCAGCUAAAUCCUAAAAUAUCCCAGCAUAGUCCUGGAUCCCAACACAGUCCAAUAUCUCAACACAGUCCACAGAUGCGAAGGGACAGUCCUCAGUUACCCCACAGUCCUUUGUCUCAGCACAGCUUAGCAAUGCAACGAGCCUCGCAGAAUUAUUCAAGAAUGAGCCAACAAUAUGUGCCGAUUCGUCAAUCUAGUCCUACAAUGAGUACUGGCAGCAAUGCAAAAGUCCAAUACUACGCGGCACAUCACACUAGCUAUGCUGAGCCUGCGUUCAAUAGAUUUACAGGUGAUGGAAGUACAACGUAUAGAAAUACCGUAGAUGCUGGUGCAUUCAAAAGUCCACAUCCUUUGCAACCACAUCAGCAAUACGAGAACAAUGGGAUGCAUCCUGGAUUGGGAGGUUGUUGGAAACGAUCGGAAAGUGGAGAGCUGUUUUGGGUUUACUCUUCUAAUACUCUGGAUAGUAGUUGGCAAAGAGACAAAAGGUUUGGAAGCUUAGAUAGAAGAAGAAAUAAAAGGGUACAGAGGAAAAUAUCACCAGUUGAUAGCAAAUCAGCCACUUUAGCUACAAUGCCGGCCCAUAAUGAUCAAGUUAAAACCGCCUUUGUUAAACCGCCACAGGUAACAACUAGAAGAUCUCAAGAUCACAGACAAUUGGUACGAACUCAAUCACUUGGAAGUGUAGGCCAGACAAUUGAUAGUGUUUAUCCCAGUGAUGAUACUUCUUCAUGUGAAAGUGAUAACCGCAGUUUCAAGGAAAAUGCAGGCGUCAGAAAGCAUAAGGAAAAAGAAUGGUUGGAAACAUCACUAGAUGGCCCUAUAUCUCCUACUCAUUCCAUUAUAUCCCGUCCACAGUCAACUGUUCCCACUACAUUGGCUCCGGAAGAAAAAUAUAUUUCUCACACACCACCUCCGCCGCCGCUCCAUCGUUCUCCUGCAUUGUCCCCCCAUUCAAGCCCAUCGCUCCACUCAAUCCCCUUUCAAAAUGUCUCUCAUCAUGUGGCCCAUCCAUUGCAAUCACCGUUAUCACCCAAACCUCUACUAGAAAUACCUGCGGAGUCAAAUCCUUCGCCCAGAGUACCUGAACCGCCUAAUAUGGAAUUAUUGAAUAACAAUAUUUUGAGAAAUUGCACUGUAGUGCAAGCAGGAGUUGUUAAACCGUACCACGAGGAAACCAAACCUUUCGAGAUGUCCGAUUUUUAUAAAUAUUCAACCAAGUUUAAGAAGUCGCCCCAAAAAGAGUCUGGAAGGAACUUGAAUUUAAGUCAGGUGUCGAGCGAAAUAAUCUGCCAAAAGAAUUUGAGUGAGAAUUUCGAGGAUGCAAGGAAUAUGAAUAAUUGGCAUCCUGGAAGAGUACCUCAAAGGUAUAUACAGCACAAUCCUGCUAAAGAAUCAACGCAAACUUCCAGUCUAAACAACAGUUUUGAACUGAGCCCAGUAGCUGUAUCCGAACAGUUUUCUGAAGAAAUGAACACCUGGUAUGAAAAUAAGGAACAAGAAAAUGACAAUAACAACACUAGACCGUCCCAAAGUCGAUCUGGUGCUACUUUAGUUUAAUAAGUCUUGAUUUGUUUUCACUUUUCAUACAGCAAAUUGUGAUGAAUAUUGAUAAAUUUGUUUUAUUGUAUUUUUGAAAGCCUCAUUUCAUUUGUUCCACCUGAAAGUGCCUUGUAUCAAAUUAGUAUGGAAAGUGAUUUAAAAUCAGACAAUGCAAUUUCAAAAUAUCAGUUUCUACGAUUUAUUUAUAUGAUCUUAUUUUAUUUAAUUUUACCCCACAUGUAUGUAUUGGUAUGCAGUUUCAUUAAUUUCUUUUCGUUUUCUAAAUAACUUUAAUUUAUUGUUUAUUUAUUUUCACUCCAUGCUCAAGUAGAAAAUAUAUUUUGUUAUUGCACAAAAAAAAUACAAUGGGGUUCUUUAUUGUCUAUACAUAAAAUUUUGAUACUACCUGUUUGAAUGGGGAAUAGCCUUCAAUAUGAGCUGGCCUCCUAGCUUUGGGGUUUUCUCGGUCAUUGAUUUGAAAAAUAAGAAGCAGAGAAAGGAUAAUAAAGAAUCUCUUAGUAUAAUGAAAAGUACAAUGCAAUAAAAUGUUAUAAAUUAUAUAUUUUAAAUAUUUAAGUAUGACUGUCGGAUAUUUAAAGACAAAUUGUUUUAAUAGUUUUUACAAAAAUGUUAUAUGUUGUAAAAUAUUUUUUAGGUUUAAAAGAAGCACCAAAAUAUCUUGAAGAAAAGAUUUUUAUUUAUCAUAAAAUGAAAUUGAGCUUUAAGUUUUAUUUUAAGGCUCUUGUACAUACUGUAUUUUUAUAAGAUGUAAAACGUUUUGUUUGAUAAUAUUUUUUCUGGCUGGAGUUUUAGGGAAAAAUAAGGCUUUAAGAAAAGUUUUAGACGAAUCUGUUGAACUUUUUCAAAGAUCAAGGAAGUGCAAAAUUUUUCUUCCAUUGCAACGUUUUCAUCAAGUUCAAACAAAUAAUAAAAUUGUGUCGAAUGAUAAUAUAUUGUUCCAGAAAUAUAACGUUUUACCUAUUUAGGUGUUAGCAUUUUCUAUUUUUUUAUAAUUUAUCGUUCAUGGAGAAUGAUCUGGAAUGGUUUAGGGCAAAAUUUCCUGUAGCAGCCUAUUGUUCUGAUAACUAGAAUUUAUUUAUUUCGUUUAUUGUUAGCUAAGGCUCAUACAGUAGCAUUAUUAUAUUUUGAAUCAUUCUCCCAAUCAGAUUUUAGCUUUUAUAUUUUUAUUCACCUAUUUAAGUUUAUGUUUUCUUUAAUACUUGAUCUCAAACCACAAUGUGAUAAAGUCAAUUGAACAUUUUUUGAUUUUUUUACAUUGGAGGUACAAAAUCUGUCUCAAAGUAGUCAAGAAUUUAACUUUGGUCUGUUCAUAGUUUUUAAUUUAAAAAAAAUCUAUGAAAAGUGACAUAUUUUCUUGAAGACUCGUGCAAAUACACAAAAACAAAAAAAUUAUAAAUACCCUCAUUUCUGACUACUUUGAUACCUACCUUUAAUAAAAAAAUCAUUUUGGCAUUCCUAUGUUUUAGUGCCUUACAAAAAUUUCCCAUGCAGUUAAGUGGGAGGUUGUGACUUUAGCAGUAUAUCAAACUUUGAAGGACCAAAGGAACGAAUAGUUUUUCUAUUAGUUACUUGAAUUGUACCUAAAUAAAGCAUAUGUUUUUUUUUUUCUAA
Molecule: messenger RNA, 4237 nt
Organism: Ceutorhynchus assimilis (cabbage seed weevil)
Lineage: Eukaryota; Metazoa; Arthropoda; Insecta; Coleoptera; Curculionidae
Source: the annotation of a GenBank genome assembly